Messenger RNA from Zea mays, 870 nucleotides. RefSeq lists its product as uncharacterized. The record is from RefSeq and is marked validated. NCBI's taxonomy places the organism in Eukaryota, Viridiplantae, Streptophyta, Magnoliopsida, Poales, Poaceae.
CUCACUACUUAAACCCCUGAAAACGUCAUAGGAACCAUCCCUUGAUCAAAAACCCACAGGCCACAACACCAAGAAACCAGCAUCUUCUGCAGCUCUGAAGAAAACUCGAUCACCAUGGACAUGCCUUCUCUUGUUCUCCUCCUGCUCGUCUUCAUUGCAACAGGCAGCCGCGCCGCGGGGCAGGUGUUCUGCCGCUCGCAGUUCAACCUGGCCAACGAGGCCUGCAGCCUGCGCACCUUCUCCGGGCCCAACCCGGCGCAACCGCUGCAGCUGCACAGCAACAGCUCCUCGGCAUCCUACGAGAUACAGGCGGACCACCACGAGCACGAGCACAGCCACGAGCACGAGCACGAGCACGAGCAUAGCCACGAGCACGAGCACGAGCACAGCCACGAACACGAGCGCGAGCGCGAGCACACGCACAGCCGGCGGCACGGCUUCGGGCACGGCGGCCGCGACCCCUACGACACCGCCUGCUGCCGCCGCCUCAUGGGCAUCGACAACGCCUGCAUCUGCCAGGCCAUGUCCUUCCUCCCCGUCUUCAUGAGCAAGGUCAAGCACGCCAUCAAGCUCAGCCCCGUCCCGGGCUGCGACGUCUCCUUCGAGUGCGGCGCCGUCAACUGAACUGACGCCGCGGACCUUCACCUUCUUGCUGCCAAAAACUUUUCAAAGGAAAUAAACUGUUGGGUUGGGUACAUUACAUGGAAAAUCUUCAGCCUUUUUGGACUAGAAUUUUCUUAGUGUUACGUAUAUGUAGCUCCUACACUACACAUAUUGAAGUUUUGGAGCUUGAAUUGUAUUCAUAAGAAUGUGGAUUCCAAUCUUGGAUAUUUGAGAGCAAUGCCUGACUGAAACAUUUCAGAACUCUAG